Naumovozyma castellii is the source of this 1062-nucleotide messenger RNA. RefSeq names its product mRNA splicing protein SLU7 (gene SLU7). The coding region runs from base 1 to 1062 and encodes 353 amino acids. The record is from RefSeq and is a predicted model, not a curated record. Lineage: Eukaryota; Fungi; Ascomycota; Saccharomycetes; Saccharomycetales; Saccharomycetaceae. The transcript has a single exon.
AUGGGAAUGAAGAGAUCAACUGAUAAGAAACAGCAAACCAAAGAAAAUCAGCAUAUUCCCAGGUAUAUCAAGACGCAACCAUGGUACUAUAAAGAUGGUAAUGCAAAGCCAGAAGGCAAAGACGAUGAAGAUUACCUGAAGCACCACCGUAAUAAGGAUCAUACUUUAGAUCAUAAUGAUGAACCUAGUAUUGGUGCUGGUAUUUCUGAUAAAUUCAUAACUACAGAAACCAAAACUCUUAAAACAACAAUGAGUGAUAAUGGAGAUGUUAGGAAAUGUACCAACUGUGGCACAAUGGGUCAUUUAGCCAAGGACUGUUUUGAAAGGCCUAAGAAAUUCAAGAAACUGGAUUCCUAUUCAGGAGAUCAAAUUAAAAUUAGAAAUGACGAAGAAUUAGAUUGGGAUGCCAAGAAGGAUAGAUGGUUCGGUUACGAAGGUAAAGAAUAUAAUGAAUUGUUACAAAAUUGGGAGAACAAGAAGAAAAAUGAACUGAAAAUGCCAUCAAAUGGUGAGAACGAAGUAAAUAUCUGGGAUUCUGAUGAAGAAAUUGAAUUGAUGAAACUAGGAUUGUACAAAGAUUCUGUUGGAUUGUUAAAAAAAGAUGAUUACAAUAAUACUCACUUGAAGAACAGAACAUCCGUUCGUCUUAGAGAAGAUCGUGCGGCAUAUUUGAAUGAUGUUAAUUCCGGUACCAUUAAUUAUGAUCCUAAAUCAAGAAUCUAUAAAAGUGAAGAGUUAGGCUCCAUUGAUGAAAAAUCGAAGAUGUUCCGUAGACAUCUCACUGGUGAAGGUAUAGAAUUGAAUGAAUUGAACAGUUUUACACGUGCACAUGCAAGGCAGACCGGUAUUAGAGAUGAAGUGGAAGAUUCUCAUAAAGUGGAACAUGUGUUGGUCGCCAAUCCCACAAAAUAUGAACAAUUAAUGAGGGAAAAAAAACAAAACCUUCCAACUGAACGACAAAAUGAGGAUAGCACAACGCCACAAUCACCAAUGACUCAAAAACCUGUUGGAACAGCUCAAACCGAAGAAACAAAGGAUGAAUUAAAGAGUUUGUAUGGUUGA